Molecule: messenger RNA, 3114 nt
Organism: Propithecus coquereli (Coquerel's sifaka)
Lineage: Eukaryota; Metazoa; Chordata; Mammalia; Primates; Indriidae
Gene: PWP2
Product: PWP2 periodic tryptophan protein homolog (yeast)
Exons: 21
Coding region: 28-2787 (919 amino acids)
Biological process (GO): ribosomal small subunit assembly; maturation of SSU-rRNA from tricistronic rRNA transcript (SSU-rRNA, 5.8S rRNA, LSU-rRNA)
Cellular component (GO): small-subunit processome; Pwp2p-containing subcomplex of 90S preribosome
Molecular function (GO): protein binding
Source: RefSeq, a predicted model, not a curated record
GCCUGCGACUCACAUGCGGUGGCCGCGAUGAAGUUCUCGUACCGGUUUUCCAAUUUGCUGGGUACGGUUUAUCGGCGUGGAAAUUUAAAUUUUACACACGAUGGAAAUUCAGUUAUCAGUCCUGUCGGCAACAGACUCACGGUAUUCGACCUAAAAAACAACAAGUCGGACACGCUGCCCCUGGCCACUCGGUACAACGUCAGAUGUGUGGGGCUGUCCCCGGACGGCCGCCUCGCCAUCGUCGUCGAUGAAGGGGGCAGCGCGCUGCUGGUCAGCCUGGCGCACAGGGCCGUGCUGCACCACUUCCACUUCAAGGGCUCCGUGCACAGCGUCUCCUUCUCCCCCGACGGCAGGAGAUUUGUGGUCACGAAGGGCAACAUUGCUCAGAUGUACCACGCCCCGGGGAAGAAGCGCGAGUUCAACGCGUUUGUUCUGGACAAAACCUACUUCGGGCCGUAUGACGAGACCACGUGCAUCGACUGGACCGACGACUCCAGGUGCUUUGUGGUUGGGAGCAAAGACAUGUCCACCUGGGUGUUUGGAGCCGAGCGCUGGGACAACCUCAUCUACUACGCGCUGGGGGGACACAAGGACGCUAUCGUGGCCUGCUUCUUUGAAUCCAAUAGCCUGGAUCUGUACUCGCUCAGCCAGGACGGAGCCCUGUGUGUGUGGCAGUGCGACACGCCCCCCGAGGGCCUGAGGCUGAAAGCUCCCUCGGGCUGGAAGGCGGACCUGCUGCGGCGGGAGGAGGAGGAGGAGGAGGAGGAGGAGGAGGAUGGGGACAGAGAGACCACCGUCCGGGGGAGAGCCACCCCGGCCGAGGAGGAGAAGAAAGGGAAAGUGAAGUACUCGCGGUUGGCCAAGUACUUCUUUAACAAGGAAGGGGAUUUUAACAGCCUUACGGCUGCGGCGUAUCACAAGAAGAUUCGGCUGUUGGUCACCGGCUUUGCUUCUGGAAUCUUCCAUCUUCACGAGCUCCCAGAGUUCAACCUCAUCCACUCCCUGAGCAUCUCGGAUCAGAGCAUCUCCUCAGUUGCCGUCAACAGCUCCGGGGAUUGGAUCGCCUUUGGCUGCUCAGGCCUGGGCCAGCUGCUGGUGUGGGAGUGGCAGAGCGAGUCGUACGUGCUCAAGCAGCAGGGACACUUCAACAGCAUGGUGUCUCUGGCCUACUCCCCCGACGGGCAGUACAUCGUGACUGGCGGGGACGAUGGCAAGGUCAAGGUGUGGAACACCCUCAGCGGCUUCUGCUUUGUCACUUUCACGGAGCACUCGAGUGGGGUCACCGGCGUGACCUUUACUGCCACUGGCUAUGUCAUUGUCACUUCAUCCAUGGACGGGACCGUGCGUGCCUUUGACCUUCACAGGUACCGGAACUUCCGCACCUUCACGUCUCCGCGCCCCACCCAGUUCUCCUGCGUGGCCGUGGACGCGAGCGGGGAGAUCGUCUCUGCUGGUGCCCAGGACUCCUUCGAGAUCUUCGUGUGGUCCAUGCAGACAGGCAGGCUCCUUGACGUUCUGUCUGGCCACGAGGGCCCUGUCAGCGGCCUGUGCUUUAACCCUGUGAAGUCCAUCCUGGCCAGCGCCUCCUGGGACAAGACAGUGCGCCUGUGGGACAUGUUCGACAGCUGGAGGACCAAGGAGACGCUGGCCCUGACCUCCGACGCGCUGGCUGUGAGUUUUCGCCCUGACGGUGCGGAGCUGGCCGUGGCCACGCUGAACUCGCAGAUCACCUUCUGGGACCCCGAGAACGCUGUGCAGACGGGCUCCAUCGAGGGGAGGCACGACCUCAAGACGGGCAGGAAGGAGCUGGACAAGAUCACGGCCAAACACUCGGCCAAGGGGAAGGCCUUCACCACGCUGUGCUACUCUGCGGACGGCCAGAGCAUCCUGGCGGGAGGCAUGUCCAGGUUCGUGUGCAUUUAUCACGUCAGGGAGCAGAUUCUCAUGAAGAGGUUUGAGAUCUCUUGCAACCUCUCCCUGGAUGCCAUGGAGGAAUUUUUGAACCGAAGAAAAAUGACAGAGUUUGGCAACCUGGCACUGAUUGAUCAAGAUGCCGGGCAGGAGGACGGAACCGCGAUACCAUUGCCAGGCGUCAAGAAAGGUGACAUGAGUUCACGGCACUUUAAACCUGAAAUCCGGGUGACUUCCCUCCGCUUCUCUCCCACUGGGCGCUGCUGGGCAGCCACCACCACGGAGGGGCUCCUCAUCUACUCCCUGGACGCCCAGAUGCUCUUCGACCCCUUUGAGCUGGACACCAGCAUCACCCCUGGGCGGGUGCGCGAGGCGCUGCGCCAGCAGGAGUUCACCAGGGCCAUCCUCAUGGCCUUCCGUCUCAACGAGGACAAGCUGGUGCAGGAGGCCCUGGAGUCGGUGCCCAGCGGAGAGAUUGAAGUCGUCAGUUCCUCCCUUCCUGAAUUGUAUGUAGAGAAGGUGCUUCAAUUUUUAGCUUCCUCCUUCGAAGUGUCUCACCACCUGGAAUUCUACCUUACGUGGACUCAGAAAUUGCUCAUGUUGCACGGACAGAAGCUGAAGUCCAGAGCGGGGCAGCUGCUGCCGGUGGUGCAGUUCCUGCAGAAGAGCAUCCAGCAGCACCUGGACAACCUCUCCAAACUCUGUGACUGGAACCGCUACAACAUUCAGUACACUCUGGCGGUUUCCAAGCAACGGGGCAUGAAACGCUCCUUGGAACUGCCAGGAAGUGAGGAGGAAGCAGAAGGGUCUGAGGACGACAGUCUGUAUUUGCUCGGAGCAGGGGACGCACAUGAAGCACAAGGGACGCUGGGGUAGAGCCAGCCACGGCAGGUUAUUCCAGUUAAGCCCCACCGAAGAGAUGGAACCAUGGGGCCACCUAGGCCAGGAGAUGGGAGGAGAUCCAGAGAACAGCUGACAUAUCGGCGCUGGUGACGUGCUUUUCCUGCAAGAACCAAACAGGCAGCCCGUAGGGACUGCGAGCUGACAGAGCCCAGGAGCUGGGCCGUGUGAAUAGUGACAAAUGUUACACCAUCUGCUGUUGAAAACAGCUCUCGGUAAAUAGGUUCACAUAAACUUUGUAAUAAGUUAUUUAUGUUUUUAAUAAAAAGUUUUGAUGGAGAACUUAGGAAUAAAAAAGACAGA